Molecule: messenger RNA, 327 nt
Organism: Drepanopeziza brunnea f. sp. 'multigermtubi' MB_m1
Lineage: Eukaryota; Fungi; Ascomycota; Leotiomycetes; Helotiales; Drepanopezizaceae
Biological process (GO): mitochondrial electron transport, ubiquinol to cytochrome c; mitochondrial electron transport, cytochrome c to oxygen
Cellular component (GO): mitochondrial intermembrane space
Molecular function (GO): heme binding; electron transfer activity
Source: RefSeq, a predicted model, not a curated record
AUGCCUUUCAAGGACGGAGACGCAAAGAAGGGAGCCAACCUCUUCAAGACCAGAUGUGCCCAAUGCCAUACUCUCGGCGAGGGCGAGGCGAACAAGAUCGGUCCUAACUUGCACGGCCUGUUCGGACGCAAGACUGGUGCCGUCGCUGGCUAUUCAUACACGGAUGCCAACAAAGCAAAGGGUAUCACCUGGGAUAACGAGACAUUGUUCGAGUACCUCGAGAACCCGAAGAAGUACAUUCCCGGGACAAAGAUGGCAUUCGGUGGAUUGAAGAAGGACAAGGACAGGAACGACCUGAUCACCUUCCUCAAGGAAGAGACUAAGUAG